Molecule: messenger RNA, 1575 nt
Organism: Paramecium sonneborni
Lineage: Eukaryota; Ciliophora; Oligohymenophorea; Peniculida; Parameciidae
Source: the annotation of a GenBank genome assembly
AUGAUGCCAAGUAAAUUUUAUAAAAGAAGUCUAAGUACCAAAAAUGAAGAUAACUCUAAAGAAUAAACAAUCUUUAAACAUCAUUAAAUUAAUCUUACUCCAAUCAAAAAAAGAGUCAAUCUAAGUAGAAUAGAUGGUUAUGAAAACAUUGUUUCUUAACUCUAUACUCCUAGACAAAUUAAAAAUAUUGGUUAUCCUCCUAAAAUUUUUAAAUAAAGUGCUUAUUUAGAAGAAACUCCAUUUAAUAAUAUUGUUUAAGGUUAUUUUUUACCCACUCCUAGAAAAACUUAAUUAUAAAUUAACAAAAUUAUCACUGAACCUACCACUUUUAAUAAUAGUCCUAUUAAGAAAUAAGAAAAAAAUUAUAUCAUUUUAAAAAAUAAAACUGAUUAAGAGUAUGAUCUAGAUAGAUAAUUGAAUAUCCCUUAGAAAAUUAGAUUAUAUUUUAGUUGUCAAAAAUUACAAAAAAGAUUCUUUAAAUUAUAAGAAUUACUCUCAUUUAUAAGUAUUAAAUCUAUUUUUUAAUAUUUGAAUGAUUAAAAUUCAAGUAUUAUUGAUUAUAUUGCAGUAAUUAUUAUACUAUAUCUUUUUUUAGGAAUAUGAUGUCUAAUACAAGUAAUUCAUUUUAACUGAAUUUCUAUGUAUUAUUUUGUACUUUUUAAUUAAAUACAAUUUAAUAUAGAGAGAUGAAUUGACUAGAUUAGAAAAACUAAUUCUUUAUUAACAUUAAUAAAAUGCCUGUAAUGUUAUUCAUAAACUUUAAAUUCAUGUUCCUGGAUUUAAAACUUAUAUGCAUUUGUUUUUUUAACUUCAAUAAGCAAAUCCAGUAAUUCCAAAGCAAAUAGAUUUACUAAAUAAAUAUAUUGAUAAAACAAUUGAUGAUUUAAUUAAGUACUAAGUAAUUGAUUUAUGAAGAACUAUUGUUAAUUCUUAAUUGCAGCAACAUAUUAGAGAAUUCUUGUUUAUGAAAAUUGAACAAAAAACAAGUGAUUUCAUAGAUAAAUUGAAAAAGAUAAUUGAAUCAAUACAAGAAUUUCUUUAUUUUUUACCUAAAAAUGAAAAAGAAUAUACUUUAAUAUUAGAUUUGGAAGAAACUUUAAUUCAUAUAGAUAAUAAUAAUAAUGGAUAAAUAAAGAAAAGGCCAUAUUUAUAAGAGUUUCUUGAAGAACUCAGUAGAUAUUAUGAAAUUGCUGUUUUUGGUCAUCUUUCUUAAAUUGAAAUUGACAAGUAUUUUAAUAUUAUUUUAUUAGUAUUAUUUAAUAAUUAGAUUGUAAUUAAUUUAUCAAACAUAAGCUUAAUAGAAAUCAUUUAAUGAAAUAUGAAAAAGUAUUAAUUAAAGAUUUGACAUUGUUGGGUAGACCUGCAAAUAAGUAUAUAGUUGUUGAUAAUGAUCCUUUUAAUUUUCUACUCAGUCCUUAAAAUGGUAUUUAAAUAAGAUCAUGGUAUGGCGAAUAAGGAGAUCAUGCAUUAUUAGAUUUAUUACCUUUUUUAGGAGAUUUACGAUUAUAUAAAGAUGUUAGAAUUGGAUUAACAUAAGUCAAAACAUACUCUCAAUAUUUUUUUGUACCUUAAUGA